This is a messenger RNA of Durio zibethinus, 2130 nucleotides long. RefSeq names its product shaggy-like protein kinase 32 (gene SK32). Gene Ontology annotation, molecular function: ATP binding; protein serine/threonine kinase activity. Gene Ontology annotation, biological process: peptidyl-threonine phosphorylation; signal transduction; cell differentiation. Lineage: Eukaryota; Viridiplantae; Streptophyta; Magnoliopsida; Malvales; Malvaceae. Gene Ontology annotation, cellular component: nucleus; cytoplasm. The record is from RefSeq and is a predicted model, not a curated record.
GGCUUUUAUCCAACUUUGACCAGAGAAAAAUCAAAUCAGGAAACGCACCUGGUGGCUUUUAUGGAAGAAAAAAAAAGGAAUUUUUUUAAAUAAUUUGUUUUCGUGUUUCCUUGGAUACGGUUCCAGAAAAAAUAAAGAGAGAAAUUGACGAUGAUAUAUAUUUUUUUAGUUUUGAAUCUCUAAUCAGGUGAUAUAUUUUAUCGAUUACAUUAUACUUUUGUUAGGAUUGGUUUUUUUGGCAUUAUUUUGUGAUUCUGGUAAUAGAAUCGAAGGCGGAGGAGAAGAAGAGAGAAAGCAGGUUUUCUCUCUUCUCUUCUCUUUUUCGUGGUGAAGGCCAAAAUCGUUGUUUUCUUUCCAAUAAAUUAGUGUUUGAUUUGGUGAAAUCUCAAACCAUGAUUGUGAUGCGUCGUCUCAAGAGCAUUGCUUCCGGUCGCCCUUCUAUUUCUUCCGAUCCCGGUGGGGAUACUGGCACCAAGAGGGCAAAGGUUGAUCAGGAGUCAGAAUGUAAGGUACACAGAGAAUCAAAAUUAGUUGAGAGGAGUACCACUGGUCUAGAGCAGCAUAUGGCUUCUACGUCACGGGAAACUGUAGCAAGCACGUCCGAUGUAACUUCUGUUGAUACAAUGGCGAAAUCAGAUGUCGAUCAGCUCCCUAAUGAAAUGCAUGGAAUGAGAAUUAGAGACGAGAAAACUGCCGACCAUGAUGAUAAGGAUGUGGAGGCUACUGUUGUUAAUGGAAAUGGAACAGAAACAGGUCAGAUAAUUUCAACUAUUGUUGGUGGUCGAAAUGGGCAACCAAAACAGACGAUCUCCUACAUGGCAGAGCGUGUGGUUGGUACGGGUUCAUUUGGUGUUGUCUUUCAGGCUAAGUGCUUGGAGAGAGGUGAAUCUGUUGCUAUUAAGAAGGUUCGGCAGGAUAAAAGAUACAAGAAUAGGGAACUCCAGAUUAUGCGUAUACUUGACCAUCCUAAUGUGGUUCAACUUAAGCAAUGUUUCUUUUCAACCACUGACAAAGAUGAGCUUUAUCUUAACCUUGUUCUGGAGUAUGUUCCAGAAACUGUUUACCGAGUUUCAAAGCACUUCAGCCGAAUGAAUCAGCAUAUGCCCAUUCUUUAUGUCCAGCUGUAUACAUACCAGAUUUGCUGUGCUCUAAAUUAUUUACAUAAUGUGGUUGGUGUAUGUCAUCGUGAUAUUAAGCCGCAAAAUUUACUGGUCAAUCCCCACAGUCACCAGUUGAAGAUAUGUGAUUUUGGUAGUGCCAAGAUGUUGGUGCCAGGUGAACCCAACAUAUCAUAUAUAUGCUCACGAUAUUAUAGGGCUCCAGAACUUAUAUUUGGGGCGACAGAGUAUACAACUGCUAUUGAUAUGUGGUCUGUUGGUUGUGUCAUGGCUGAGCUUCUGCUUGGCCAGCCACUGUUUCCUGGUGAAAGUGGUGUCGAUCAGCUGGUGGAAAUUAUUAAGAUACUGGGAACACCAACCAGAGAAGAAAUUAAAUGCAUGAAUCCUAAUUACACUGAGUUCAAAUUCCCUCAGAUCAAAGCUCAUCCAUGGCAUAAGAUAUUUCACAAGCGAAUGCCCCCUGAAGCGGUGGAUCUUGUGUCAAGGCUACUUCAGUAUUCACCAAACCUACGUUGCACUGCUUUAGAGGCGUGUGCACAUCCCUUCUUUGAUGAUUUGAGAGACCCCAAUGCAUGCUUGCCUAAUGGGCGAGCCCUGCCUCCUCUGUUCAAUUUCACUGCUCAAGAACUGGCUGGUGAAUCUGUCGAAUUACGUCAUCGUGUUAUCCCAGAACAUGCAAGGACAUAAUAAGAUCAAAUGAGAUGGCAUCUAUAGGCAUUGUAAAUUGGUUUUGAAUGCUUAGUUGCCACCCCAUACAAGCGACAUUGACCCCCCACCUCUUGCUAGUUCAGAGCUGACCAUCUUUGUUCCUUAAAUUACAAGCCAAGGCCUGAAGGUAGUGGUGGGGGCUAUCCAUUCAAGGACUCCCACAGUGGAUGUGCUGGUGGUGCUUUGAGGUGGACGGAUUGCACGACUGCUGAAGAUGAAGUUUUGGGAUUUUCUUUUUCUUUUUUCUUUUUUUUUUUCAUUUACAAUGUGAUUUGCUAUCUGCCUAAACUAAUGAAAAAGAUGA